Molecule: messenger RNA, 1626 nt
Organism: Caenorhabditis remanei
Lineage: Eukaryota; Metazoa; Nematoda; Chromadorea; Rhabditida; Rhabditidae
Exons: 6
Coding region: 1-1626 (541 amino acids)
Biological process (GO): nervous system process; chemical synaptic transmission; regulation of membrane potential
Cellular component (GO): synapse; neuron projection; membrane
Molecular function (GO): extracellular ligand-gated monoatomic ion channel activity; neurotransmitter receptor activity; transmembrane signaling receptor activity
Source: RefSeq, a predicted model, not a curated record
AUGACGUUAAACGUCUCCAUUCUGAUACUUCUACUAUCAGUGGUCAACGUCACCAUCACGUCACACUCGCUCAAUGCAACCUUGAAAACUUUCGACCCACGACUCCUAAACUCGACGGCCGAUCGAGACAUAGCUAUGCAGAAUGUGCCAUUGAUAAGACUGACCCGUCAUCUGUUGUCUCCGGAGAGAUAUGAUGUCAGAGUUAGGCCGAUUCUUGAUCACAAGAAAUCACUCAAAGUGCACAUCAGUAUAUCGUUGUAUCAGAUCAUUGAAGUGGACGAACCUUCCCAAAACAUCAAACUGAACGUGUGGAUGAUUCAAAAAUGGAAAGACGAGUAUCUAGACUGGAAUCCCAACGAAUUCGGCAUGAUCAACUCGACCAUCAUCCCCUUCCACCACCUAUGGAUCCCCGACACCUACCUCUACAACAGCGUGAAAAUGAGUCGAGACGAAACGGAAAGAUACAUGAAUAUCCAAGUGACAUCCAACUACUGGAAGGGCGAGAAGGGAUCCGAGUUGUCAUUUCUCUACCCGGCGAUUUACACAAUCACAUGUCGAUUGAACAUCAGAUUUUUCCCAUAUGACAGACAAAACUGUACCUUGACUAUCUCAAGUUGGACAAAUUCCAAAUCCGCUCUGGACUACUACGCGGACCCACAAUACAAAUACGCGUGUUGCGCGGAGCCAUGGGUAAUCCUUCAAGCGUCAUUGGUUAUUCAAAGGAAACCACUCUACUAUCUCGUCAACCUCAUCAUCCCCACAUCCAUCAUCACGUUGGUCGCUAUCACUGGAUUCUUCACACCGGCGUCGACAGACGAUGACCGAACGGAAAAAAUCAAUUUGGGAAUCACCACGCUACUUGCCAUGUCCAUUUUGAUGCUGAUGGUUUCUGAUCAAAUGCCGACGACUUCUGAGUUUGUCCCUCUUAUCGCAUGGUUCUACCUGUCUAUUAUCAUUAUCAUCUCUAUCGGAACUUUCCUAACAAGUGUGGUGCUCUCUGUGCAAGGCCGCCGUCAAUACGGAAGGAAUCCACCUCAAUUCAUUCGUUACAUAUUCUUCGUUAUCCUUCCUCAAAUCCUCCUUCUGAAUGUCCCACCACCACUUCAAACCCUGUGGGGAGAACUUGACGACGACCCGCUGAAUGUCAGAAGACGAAAGAAGUCGCAUUAUCUAACUCGAAACGUUCACAACGGCUCCACCAAAAUGCAAUCCCCAAUGUCGACAUUACGAGUACCCCCAUCUGCUGGAAGUCAGUCUGAAAAACGACAAUCCUUCCAGAUGAUUGAUGUAACAUCGCCAAACUCUCCAAACACCGCAAGAUCUCGUGCUCCAUCCCUUGCUCCGUCCACAGCAAAGGCCACAAUGUGGGAGGGUACAAUGUCGGCGUUGGCAGGUACAAAUACUCAAUUGAGAAGAACUUCGAACGUGUUCAACAAGGAGGUUGACGAGAUGCGACGGAAGCGGCAGUGCUCGUUGGAGUGGGAGUUUUUGGCGACUGUCUUGGAUCGAUUCCUGCUGAUAGUCUUCGUCGGCGCUGUUGUCAUCGUCACCGCCGGCCUGAUCCUUGUCGGCCGAAUGGCACAGUACAGUUACGACCACCCUGAUGAUCAAUUUUUCAAUGUCUAA